Messenger RNA from Pocillopora verrucosa, 2078 nucleotides. RefSeq names its product vesicular inhibitory amino acid transporter-like. Gene Ontology annotation, cellular component: vacuolar membrane. The record is from RefSeq and is a predicted model, not a curated record. Gene Ontology annotation, molecular function: L-amino acid transmembrane transporter activity. Lineage: Eukaryota; Metazoa; Cnidaria; Anthozoa; Scleractinia; Pocilloporidae. Gene Ontology annotation, biological process: amino acid transmembrane transport.
UACAAAAACCAAAGCACUUUAGGUAAGACAGAAAUGAAGUCAAUAAUUCAAGAACAUAUCUAUGGAGCUUACAAAUUUCUCCGAAAUGUCUCAGACGACGAAAGCGAUCAAGAAGCUGCAGAAGAAGAUAAAGAAAAUAAUCACGCCAUUUCGUCCAUGGAAGAGGAUGACCACAACAAGACGACCAACUUGCAAACUUUCUGGAACAUUUUUAAUUCAAACCAAGGAGUUGCCAUAUUGGCCAUGCCAUAUGUUGUCAAAAGUGGAGGUUAUAUGGCUCUUUUCAGCAUACUUGCCAUAGCCUUUAUUUCCAACUUUACCAAUAAGAUUCUGGUGCAGUGUCUGUACGAAUAUUCACCAGAGCAGAUCCCAUUCCGAGUUCGAAACAGCUAUGUCGAAAUCGGAGAAGCGUUUUCGCCGAAAAUCGGGCGACACCUGGUCAACGCGGCGCAAAUGUUUGAACAGCUCUCGUACUGCACGGUGCUGUUGAUUCUGUGCGGUUCCAUUUUGGCCUCCACGUUUCCCUUCGUGCCGCUUUAUCAAAGCCAUUGGACAGCGUUAGGAGCCAUGCUUCUGCUUCCAAACAUCUUUCUCAAAUCUCUCAAAGAAGUAUCGUGGGUAAGUUUCCUGACGGUCAUGAUCGGAGGAAUCAUUUACCUCACGGUCACAAUGUACGGCGUCCUUCAUCACGAGCGCUGGAAUUUUGCAUCGCUACCCGAUUUCAAGCUGAAGAGCUUCGGUGCAGCUGUCGGAAUCGUUGUUGUGAGUUAUUCAUCGCAGCCUUACAUGCCAGCAAUUGAAGGUAGCAUGAAAGAGCCCCAAAAAUUUAGCGUUAUAAUGAACGUCACCUACAUGGCCAUAACCUUAGUGAAGGUCAGCUUUGGCCUCAUCGGAUAUCUCACGUUCACUCAAGACACAGACCAAGUCAUAACCAACAAUCUCCCCAUCGGUGGACUUCAUGUGUGCGUUAACCUACUCGUCCUUCUACUGGCCGUUACAUCGUUCACAAUACCAGUGUACACAGCAUUCGACACUCUGGAAAACAUUGAGUUUCCCUGGUGUAAAGUAGACAGUCCCAGCCAGGCAAAAGACACAAUUUCCUACGCACAGGCGCUUGCAGCGCGCUUGUGUAUAGUUUCCUUUACGUUAUUCGUAGGAGUGUUAGUUCCUCAUUUUGGUUUAUAUCUAGCUUUAGUCGGUAGCUUUACAGGAAUGUGUCUAGCAUUUAUUUUUCCGGCGAUUUUCCACAUGAAAAUCUGUUUUUCUAGAAUGCAAUGGUACGAUUUUGUUGUCGAUUCAGCAGUCGCCUUCUUUGGGCUGGUUGGGGCAAUUAUAGGUUGUCAUUUUUCAGUUUUAGCUCUGAUCGCAGAGUAUCAAAAACACGAACUUUAAGGAAUGGCCCUUUCAAAAAGGGAAAGAAGAAAUUCUAUUUUCUUCGUAAGCGUCAAAGUAUUCAAAUAAGCUUGUGUUAUACCAUUCAUUUGAAUUUUAUAUUACAGCUGAUUAAUUUUAACUGUCGCCUAAAUUGACUUUUUUGCCCUUAAAGAUCUCGCGCCAAAAUUCUGUGGUUUCAAGGGUAAAGAAAAACUAGACAUUGCAACCAAUGAUGCCUUUUUAUGGAUCCAAGAAUAUUUCAAAUGAAACCAAUAUUAUUGCAGUUAAUUAUUGACCGCAAAAACCGACAACCUUCUUGAACUUGCCAAAUUCAAAUUUCAGCAAUGAAUUGAAAAAUUCAACAGGGGAUUAAAGUUCUAUGAAAAGUAAACUUAAAAUUUUUUUAGCCAUAGCUAUUGUUGCUUUUGACCCCAAAAAAACUUCAUUUAAGCAUAUGGGAAAAGGAAUUAUGACAACUCGUUAACGACGUAUGUUAGAAUUUCGCAAAUGAAUUAAAUCAUAUCUCUUCGCAAGCAAACAGAUAUAUAAAUAUAAGGAAUUUCUUCUCGAAAUAACAGAUAACUUCUGUAAUUUAUACCAUAUUGUUAGUAUCAUUGACUGAACUAUAAUUCUGAUCGAUGAAAGCUAACUCAGGAAAGUUCCGGCUGCCAAGUGCAUAUUUAGUAUAUGUAUAUUUACCGAGA